CUCCAAUCCAAGUUUUAAGAGAAAUACAAUCAAGCUCAAACCUAAUUUGACAAGUCUGGGAUUUCAAAUCUAGAUCGAAGCUGGCACUUCUUAGCAUUGAGCUCAGCAGACCAUUCCCAAUUUCCCUCAAAACUGAAAAUUCUAUAUCAAAUCAGUGAUUGAAUCAAAUCGAAUCGGUCCUCAUCUUCUCUCAUUCCACAGAUUCAAAGUGUGCGAUAAUGUCUGGGGAGGGGGUUGAGGGGGUUAUUCAAGUGCCUGAAACUCGGGAAGAUGAUUCUUUGAAGCCUGAGACACAGUUGUCUGAAACGAAUGGAGAUCAUUCCAAGGAAAAUGCUUUGAUAAAUGCCAACUUGAGUUCGGAUGAUGCUCAUGAUAAGCUUUUACAGACAGUUACCGAACUCAAAUUUGAGAAUGAAUUCCUAAAGUCUCAGCUGGAGAACUUCAAAAAUUCCCAAUCAGAACAUUAUGUUCCAUCCGGACAAACUAAUGUAAGUGAAACGGAAACCGAGUAUCCGACUAACGUAAAAGAACUGCAUGAGAAAAUAGAAUCUUUGGUCAGAGAACUUAAUGUAGAAAAAAAAACACGAGCUGCAGCAGAAGACGCUUUAAAGCAUCUUCGAGAGGUCUACUCAGAAGCAGAUGCCAAAGCUCAAGAACUCUAUGGCAAGCUUGCUGAAGCUCAACAAAAGUUGGAUCAAGAAAUAAAAGAGCGUGAGGAGAAGUACAAUGAGCUUGACUCCAAAUUUAACCGGCUUCACAAACGUGCGAAACAGCGCAUUCAAGAGGUUCAGAAGGAAAAAGAUGACAUUGAGGUCAGGCUUCAUGAAGCUAAUGAAUCAAUUGAGAAAGCAUCAUCCCAACAGUCAGGUCUGCAGCAAGAGCUCGAGCGCACACGUCAACAAGCAAAUGAAGCAUUGAAAGCGAUGGAUGCAGAGAGACAGCAAUUACGAAGUGCAAACAAUAAACUCCGAGACAAUAUUGAGGAAUUAUGCCGUUCAAUGCAACCUAAAGAAGAUGCAAUUGAAGCAUUGCAACAAACAGUUUUAGAGAAAGAACAGAUGUUAGAAGACUUGCAAGGACUACUACAACUUGCGGAUGAAAAAAGGCAAGCUUCAGUGGCAGAGGCAGCUGCUAAACAUCAGAAAAAUAUUGAGAGCUUGGAAGCACAACUAGCUGAUGCUUUAUCUGAUAGAACUAAGGCCACUGAAACGAUUUCUUCCCUGCAGGUGCUUUUGGCAGAGAAAGAGUCUAAAAUUGCUGAGAUUGAUGCAGCUUCGACUGGUGAAGCUGCACGAUUAAGAGCUGUUGUGGAAUCUAUUAGAGGAGAGCUUUCACAUGUGAAACUUGAGCAUCAAAAGGAAAAGGAGAAGUGGGAAGCUGCUUCUCAGGCAUUCAAAGCAAAACUUGAAGCUGCUGAGAGUAACUGCAUUCGUGCUGAAAUAGAAGCUGCUAAAAUGAGAAGUCAGCUGGAAUCAGAGGCAUCUCUGCAGACCCAGAUGCUAAGUACUAAAGAAGCCGAGCUAGCAGCUGCUAAAGAAGAGAUUAGCCGUCUUGAAAGGGAAUUUUCCUCUUAUAAAAUUCGUGCGCACACACUUCUCCAGAAAAAGGAUGCAGAACUAGCAGCAGCUAAAGAGUCUGAACAAACAAAAGCACUUGAAGAAGCAUUAAAAGAGGUAGAAAGAGAAUUGUCAUUGGUAUCGGCAGAAAGGGAUAGGGUCCGUCAAGAUGUUCAGGAUGUUUUAGGCAAUCAUGAAAAAGAACUUGCAGAAAGAGAUGCAGCACUUGACAAUGCCAAACAGCAGAUCAAAAGUUUAGAGAGCAAUCUUCAUUCUGCUACUGCUUGCCACCAAUCAGAGAAAGCUGUAUGGGAAAUGGACCUUAAAAAUUUGGAAGAAACUUGGCGAUACAGAUGCGAAGCACUUACUGCUCAAAAUGAAGCGUCAUCUGGUGAAGAUAUACAAAAAAAAUUAGAGGAGACAAAAUUACAGUACAAGCGGUUGAAGGAGGAGCACGCAUCAUUACGAAAUCUUGCUGAUAGAAUGAUUGAGGAGAAGGAUAAUGAAAUUUCUAGACUUUUGGAUGACAACAAGAAUCUUCAACGAUCUCUGGACUCGAGACAACUGGCUGAUCACACUGAGAAUUACAACACAGCCAUACAAAAACAAGAUGCUCCGAGUCUAAACACCUCUACAGCAGAACAGCAGAUUCUGAUAUUAGCAAGGCAGCAGGCUCAGAGGGAGGAAGAGCUGGCACAAUCACAGCGACACAUUUUCGCCCUUCAGGAAGAGAUUGAGGAGCUUGAACGUGAAAAUCGCCUUCACAAUCAACAGGAAGCUAUGCUGAAAGAGGAACUUCGCAACAUGGAAAGAUCGAAAAUGAGAGAAGGUGUCGAUAUGACGUACCUGAAAAAUGUAAUCCUAAAGCUUCUUGAAACAGGUGAAGUGGAAGCUUUACUACCCGUUGUAGCAAUGCUUCUUCAAUUUAGUCCUGAAGAGAUGCAGAAGUGUCAACAAGCCUACCGCAGCUAUACCGAUGUGCCAAGCCAGGCAAAUGAAACAUCCCCGACCCUUUCACUUUUUUCAAGAUUCUCAUUUUCUUAAAGGUAACAUAAAAUUCAUCUGCCGGAUGAUCUGUCCGUUUCUGUUUCUUGCUUUACCCACAGUUGGUGGCUGCUAGAAAGAAAUCACGGCCGUGGCCACAGCAAAGCAUUCUUUUUUCCUUUUGGUUUUGUAACAUUUAAGUUACGUAUAUGAUUCAGUUGUAAAAGAAGACCCGGGAGGACGAAUGAUAUGAUACAUACAGCAAAAUGUAAAACGUUGAGGCAACUGUUUUUGGCCCACAUUCGUUUGU
This is a messenger RNA of Hibiscus syriacus, 2850 nucleotides long. RefSeq names its product protein GRIP-like. Gene Ontology annotation, biological process: reciprocal meiotic recombination. NCBI's taxonomy places the organism in Eukaryota, Viridiplantae, Streptophyta, Magnoliopsida, Malvales, Malvaceae. The record is from RefSeq and is a predicted model, not a curated record. The coding region runs from base 219 to 2600 and encodes 793 amino acids. The transcript is spliced from 22 exons.